Dreissena polymorpha is the source of this 5591-nucleotide messenger RNA. Its product is annotated as nischarin-like. The record is from RefSeq and is a predicted model, not a curated record. Gene Ontology annotation, cellular component: cytoplasm. Lineage: Eukaryota; Metazoa; Mollusca; Bivalvia; Myida; Dreissenidae. Gene Ontology annotation, molecular function: protein kinase binding; phosphatidylinositol binding. Bases 63 to 4478 code for a protein of 1471 amino acids. The transcript is spliced from 19 exons.
AAUUGGUAGAGGGCGUUGUCGUAAACAAUGAUAGUUCCGGGUUUCUAUUUACAUUUGUGAAAAUGGCUCAUUUCGGUAAAGAUAUUGAUAACAUUACAUCCACCAGCUCUAUUCAGAUCAAAGGAACAGAGACAAACGAUGCCUUCACGAUCUACAUUAUACAAGUCAAUGUAGGGCCUUACUCAUGGACUGUGAAACAUAGAUACAGCGACUUUCAUGAUUUGCAUGAAAAGCUGUGCUCAGGCAGCAGACUGGACAAGAAUCUUCUUCCGCCUAAGAAGUUGUUUGGAAACCAGUCGGAAAGCUUCAUUCGGAAGAGGCAGCACGAUCUGGAGGUGUACCUGCAAACCGUUCUGCAUUUCGUCUCUCACAAGAUGCCCAGCUGUUUUGCCUCAUUUCUCGAGUUUGAAAAUUAUGAAAUACAUGGAAUCACCCAGCGGAUGGCAGAAGAAUUGUACAAUAAAGGUUUUGUGAUAAAUAAAGGGGACAGUCUGCUAGAGAAUCGAGAGCCCUACUGUACCACUCCACUACACCUGUAUUCUCUCACAGAACGGCUGAAACUCCCAGAGCCAACUUGCGAGAGUGGAGAUGUAAAGCGCGACCUGGGUCACAUUUUGGACUUCAUCACGAGGUUGAAAUGCUUACAGGUUGUGGGUGAGAAGAAAGUGGGCACCAGCAAUAUUGAUAUGAACUCACUGCAGUUUGAUCUGUCUUUGUUCAAGUCAUUACAGUUCCUAGAGCUGUCUUUGUGCAAUAUUGGCCUUGUGGGUGGACUUGAGAUCGUGAAGCAGACGUUACGCAGACUUACUGUCAGAGAAUCCAUUGAAUCAAUCAGAGAAGUGCUGUUACAAGAUCUGCCCCACUGGCGCGCUGAUGACGGGACCUUGCUGGUUACCCACUGGGGUGGGGUUACUCAUGUAGACUUCAGUCACAACUCUAUCACGCAGAUAGACGACAGCAUGCAACUGUUGCCAAGGGUGGUACACCUGGAGAUGAGUCACAACGAGAUCGGGUGUAUAGAGAAUCUCCACUGGUUGAGUCACCUGGUGCACCUCGAUGUUUCGUACAACAACAUCGAGCAACUUGAUGCCCUUCACUCGAGGCUUGGAAAUCUGAAAACACUAAACCUGGCCGGGAAUAGACUGGUUUCUUUGAAUGGCCUCUCCAAGAUGUUUUCUCUGGACCAUUUAGAUCUCAGUUACAACAGAGUGCAGUCUGUAGAUGAAAUUAAACCUAUUGGCAACCUGCCCUGCCUGGAGGAGCUUCUGUUGCUAGGUAACCCAGUCACAUUGACCUUGGACUACAGAACCAAGACCUUGACUUUGUUUGGUGAAAGAGUUAAAGAGAUCGAACUGGACAAGCUGUCAGCCAAUCAGAAGGAACUGGACACUGUUGCAGUCAUGCAGGCCAUCCAGAAAUCAAAGGACAAGGCAAGGGAUAUCAGACUGAAGAAGGAAAGUAGUAGUGCCUCACUUUUCGAGUCACAAUCGCCCAUGGCAACGAGUCUUGGCAACCACCUUAGCAACAGCAGCCUGGCUCACCUUGCCGGCAACAUGUCGCUACCACAACACCCCAGCAACUCUAGUCUCACGCUUAUGGAUGGCAACAACCUAGGCAGCCAGCUGGCCAGCAGAGGCCUUGACCCUGGUGAUCUGAACUCUGCGCCUAGCGACCGUAACCAUGGCACCCCAGACACACAUUCCUCAGGUAAUGAAGUAAGACAGACCACGCCCCUCCUACAGAAAUAUAACCUAUUUUCCCGCCAUUCACAGCCAGCAUUGAGAGGUGCAAAGCAUCUUUCUGGAGAGACUGAGAGUCAAAGCUCUUCUAUACAGGAGGAACAUGAAUCUUCAUAUCAAGGUCUACACAGGAGGUCAUCAAGUAGUUCGGAUCACACUUCAUCAUCAAAUGGUUACCCACCCUCCCAGCAAAGCUGUAUUGACAUUUCUUCUCUCCCCACCCACCAGAAUCACAGCUUCUAUGCCGCAAUUCACAAACGUCUUUUUGGCAUAUCUGAUUCUGACGAUUGUUCAGUGGUUGAAGUUAUUAAAUAUAUACUGUGGUGCCAGUGUAUACAGUAUAAUAACACAGACUCUGUUUUGCCUUGUUGCGUUGCUCUAACAGAGAGACGCAUAUUUGUGCUACAACUCAAAAAUGCUGAGUCACUUAUACAGGAAGUGCCUGCAUUGGAGACCUUCUAUAUUCUCCCUUUGUGCAAUAUACAACAAGUAAUGGUUGGACUAUGUUAUAGCUUUGUAAGAGUCGAAGAAUCAUUUGUUGGUUCAUCGGGAACAUUUGUAUUUAUUGUGUGGGAUUCGGAUAAAGGCAAAGAGUUUUAUGAGGAACUAAAAAUGUGUACAGAAAGUCCAUUAAAUGGCAGUGGUGAACUAGAUGUAAUAGAUGGUUACCAGGACUGUGAUAUCUCGAAGCAGUUGUUUGAAGUGGAAGAUGCUGCCGGGGAAUGCACAGGCAGGAUAGCCUACGCUUCUUACGUGACAGUAACAGACACUGGGUGUCAUGGGUAUUUAGUGAUGUCAGAAAAUCAUGUUUACAUUUUCAAAACAUGCAUCUACUUUUCACCAAAACCAACGUUUGACGCAUCAGCAUUAAGCCAAGCAAAAAGCAAAUUUGAAAUAUUUGAAAAAUUCAGUGUUGGAGCGGAGAUAAGUGAAAUAGUAAUGAGGAAAAAACACGAACUCAGGAGAGAAGUACAUGAAUUACCUCCCUUAUCACCGUUGUCGGGUAUUCAGUAUCUGGAACAUGAAUUGUCGAUGGUGUUUCACGAGUUGCUCGGAUUUCACAGAUUUCACUACACAUUCCUGUCAAGUCGCGCCAGAGACACAUUCCUCGAUGGAUUGACCAAACUUCGAUCGGAGCAUGCCCAUCAGAUGCUGCCGUCGCCCAGGGAAGACCCAGAAGGUGGGAACGAAUCCUCAGAAAGCUCUGGGGAUGCUCCGGAUGGAGAAAGGGACAGGUCCGGAUCCGGAGAAAGGGACAGGUCCGGAUCCCAGGACACAAAUGGAGACGAUGAUGAUGGGGAUGCAGGCAAUAGUGCAAUGACUUACGAAUCUGGUGUUACCCAUGACUCUUUGAAGAGUGAACUCAAUCUGAGAAAAUUUCGCUCUAAAACUGAAGUGGUCAUUUUAAAAGACGCUUUAACUGAUGAAUUACAAGAUAUGCCAAGUUAUGCCGUGUAUUACUUGAGUCCAGAACUUACGGCACAUCUAGAAAAAUGUGUGAGGAACUGCAAUCUGUUUCAGCCACUGACUCCAAAAAUGCAGUCUCUGACGGAAAUGUCGGGCGAGAGACUGGUGCAGUUUUUCCAUAUGAACAUUGUGCCAGUCGGGGAGGAAUGCAACGAAGAACUCCAUCACAUAAUCUGGACGAAUGCUAUCAGUUUCACGAAUCCUUUAGAAGAAAUACUCACAUGCGUUAUGAUGAGCACAAAAGCGGUGUAUCUCCUCUCAGACCAACACGUGGCAUUCCAACGACAUUCUGGUCGGCCAUCUUGGAUGACUCAUGCCCGCCACGUGUCGGACACUGUCGUCGGACUGCAGUCGAAGAUGGCAGAUCGACAUCACAGCUCGGGCAUUCUUCAUUCCUCGAAAACCGACUCGACCAUGAUAAAAUCUUACUGCAAUUUCAAUUUUUCUGACAUUAAGCAGAUUCAUGUUGGGUUGUUUGAUCAGUGUUUGAGACUUACUGGUGAAAGACGGGAGAAAGUGAUCACCUUGGUUACGAGAGAUUCAGAGGCGACCAGUCUUUUCUUGAAACAACUGUCGGCCAUGCUGUCUCUCUACAUAGCUUCCCCUUCCCUGGAGUCAAGCCUGAGUGAUUUCAAGCAGGAUUUCUAUAAAUCGUCUGAUAGACGAACGAAGACCACAGUUGAAGGGAUCGAGUACACCCAUCCAAGCAAGGUGAAAUUCUGUUACCCAGGCGAGGAAUCCAUUGAGGACUUGCUAUUCCUCAUCAAUGAACAUCUACGGACUGUGUCUGUACAGUUGGUAGGCCGGGAAAAUAUUCUGCAAUACAUCGUCGGAUACAAGACUCACUCUAGUCUGGAAGAGAUCGAGCCCUUGGCCCUUGAGCCAAUCAGCUUUAUCCUCACUAACGCCUGCCUCUGUUUUGUCACGGAAGAUCUCGUGAGUUACCCGCUCCCGGAUUUCGUCCGGGGCCUUCCGAGCAUUCCCCGACAUCAUGUGAAUGACGUGAAAAAGAUCGAGUACUUGAAGUGCAUCAAGCAGAGGAGAAAGGAGCCAAGGGACAUCACUCUGAUGUUCUCUGAUGUGAAGGAAGACAUAGUGCUUGUUCCUGAUCACUACAGCUUGGAGGACUAUGAGAGAGACUCGCCACGUGAAAUUCCGGUACGAAUUUUUGUGCAGAGUGUGCGGGAGCUGAACAAGUUUCUUAUGCUAGUUACCUGUCACUGGAAAGAUACACACCCUAUGGGGGAUGAAUUUAAAGUGGUGCAAAUCUAAUCUUUUUUUUAAUUUUUAAAACAUUAAGACUUCUUCGUUUGUUUGCAUAUGUCACAGUUGCUUUAAGAUAUAAUACAUGAUCGUCUUAAAUGUAUUGUGUUCUCCUGAAUAGUAUUUUUAAGCUUGACUAUUCAAAAAAAUAGUCUUUGCUAUAUUCUCACCAAAUUGUCUGCAUCUGCCUAAUACUGCGGUUUAGGUAUACUUGCUACAUCUUCAUAUAACAAUUUUUGCUACAGAUAUUUGUUUAAAACUUCACACAUGUUCAUGGGGUCGUUUUCUGAGGUCACUUACCAAGUCCAAUAACUUUGACCUGCAAUGAAGCAGAAUUAUGACCCUUUUUUGUAGUUACUUAGAAAUUCUGUUAAAGUAACAGUGAAACAUAAACAUAGCAUUAUGUCUACUACACAUAUUCAAGUGAAUCUUCAUACAUGUUUUCAUGGAAAGGUCCAUGUAAAAAAGUGCAGCUUUUAAUUAAAUUCAAGUAAAUUAUAGUAGAUGCUAGAAUAGUUAAAAACAACUUUUUUCCGGGCAUGGUCACAUUUAUUGUGUUUCUGUAUCAUCAUUGGUAUAGACAUGCAUAACAACUAUCACAGAUAUUCAACUUCAAAUGUGUGUAUAUGGUCAUGAUAUCAGUUUACCAACAGAAAAGGUGCGUUAUACUAUCGAAGCAUAAUAAUAGUUUAUUGCACUGUCUUGGCACAGCUCUUGUUGUUAUUGUAAGUGUUGUUGUUUUUAUAAUGAAAUAAUGUUUAUAUGUCUUCAUUGUGGUCAGUUUAGUAAUAAGUUAAGUUUGUUACAUGUAUUUUAUUCAGAUGUAAAGAUAUUUAACAUAAAAACUUAAGGGAUCAGGCAUUAUAAUUAUAUACCCGUGCUCAGCACAAAACGGUAUGCUUUACAGUGUCGACAAAGUAAAUGCUGGUACAUUUUCACGUGUUAACUAUCACGAUGACAAGUUUAUUUUGUAAAACAUUUGAUGAACUGUGUUUGUAAUUUUGUAUCACCAAUUUAUAUAUUGAUAGGAACAGACUGCAAUGACCUGCAGUGUGAAUUUGCAAGUGAUAUCUGUUUGUUUUGUAUUUGUUGCAAAGAUAUAAUAAACAUUCUAAAACUUCA